Molecule: messenger RNA, 726 nt
Organism: Nipponia nippon (crested ibis)
Lineage: Eukaryota; Metazoa; Chordata; Aves; Pelecaniformes; Threskiornithidae
Source: RefSeq, a predicted model, not a curated record
AUGGCCCAGCAGGAUGGCGAGCGGGGGCCUCAGACGAUGGCACUCAUGGCCCCCGAGCUGGAGUGCAAGAUCUGCUACAGCCGCUACGAUGCCCGCGCCCGCAGACCCAAGCUGCUCUGCUGCGGCCACCGCCUCUGUGCCAAGUGCCUGCGCAAGAUGGUGGCACUGGGGGACGCGUCGCCCCACCAGCUCCGCUGCCCCUUUUGCCGCCGGCACAGCCCGGUGCCUGGUGGGGACGUGCAGCGUCUGGAGGAUGACGGUGAAGCGCUGACACUGCUGACAGGCCAUGAACGGGCCAAGAAGCAGGGUCCCCCCCGGUCCCCUGAGGUCCUCCUCUGCCCCAGUGUGCUGGAGCCCGCACCUGGCCCCGACUGCCUGGUCGUCACCAUCCUGGAGGUGCCGGAGGACGUGGCCCCACCGGAGGGCCUGGGCAGGCUGGAGGUGGUGCGGCUGUACCGCCCAGCCAGCCUUGGCACGCUGCCCUGCCACGGCCCUGGGCAGAAGUGCCGCUCCUGGGGGUGGCGAGCCAUCCCCCGCUUCAUCCUGGGCGUCCUCUGCCUCCUCUACUUCAGCUCCCUGCCCUUUGGCAUCUACCUCCUGCUCAUCGAGCACCACAGCCUGGGCAUCGUCUUGGUCAGCCUCGUGCCCUCCACCCUCCUCCUCUGCAUCAUCUACAGCCUCUGCCAGUGUCUGUGCCGGGAGCUCUUCGGGUUCCCCCGCUCCUGA